This is a messenger RNA of Durusdinium trenchii, 1612 nucleotides long. NCBI's taxonomy places the organism in Eukaryota, Dinophyceae, Suessiales, Symbiodiniaceae. The record is from the annotation of a GenBank genome assembly.
GUUUGGGCAUGGAUUUUGCACCCGCAGUCGGUUUUCCAAACCUCCAGCCAUCCCGAAUCCCUGCAGGACUCAGGGUCGAACCGUCGGAUUCAACAACGGUUCUUCGGUAGUUCGAGAUUCAAGUGGGAGAUGUGUUUUGCCUUUGUUUGACGGUGUCGAGGACAUGUUCUAGGACAUGUUUUGUUUCGUUCCUGUCUCUGAUGUCGCAGGGCACUGAUUGGCUGCAAAUGGCUGCAAAGUCCAAGUUCUAUCAGGUUCUUGGUGAACCACUGCAUUUUUGGUGGUCUUGGUAUGUUUUGUGGCAUCAACGGAGCCCACAAAUGAUGUUUUGCAGAUGGAAAGACAGCGAGCACCUCUGCUUCUUGAACCCCUUUCUGCCUGCAGAUGAACAAGAAGUCAUCUCUCGAGACUACAACCUUGAAGUGACCUGCAUCCCUGGUGCCUUCCACUUCGAACUCCCCAGCGAUGUGCCGCGAAGGUUCCCCAUUGUGGACGCCAGCGAUGAACGGCACUUAUUCGUCCAUCUGUAUCGUGAGGAGCGGCAUGAGUUGGAGCUCCGGGGUCCGGGUGAAGAGCUGGCACCCUUCACAUUGGCUGAGGGCUCUUCGCUGGUGGUGGCUUCAGCCUUGCAGGUGGAGGAAGGCGACAGUGUCCUGGACGCCUGUGCGACCGGGGUGACCUCGCUGGUCCUGGCCGGUGCCAUCUUCCAGCGUUGCCAACGCGGACAAGCAUUGCCCCAGGAUUUGCAAGGCCGCCUGGUCUGCAACGAAAUGGUGAAAGCGAAAGCCAGCCAUUUGCAGCAGACGCUGCAGUCCCUGCUUCCAUGGCGGCUUUUGGAUCCACAGGCCAGUUUGGCGGGCCACGGUCCUCGCGUGGUGUUCACUUCAGUGGACAUGGCGACGCCAUCCAAUGCAGCAGAGAGGCUUGGCCCCUACGACAAGAUCUUGCUUGGCCCUCCGUGCACCGAUGACAAAGCUUUGCUGAGAGGUGCUGCAGGAGGACUUACGAGAUGGUCACCCUCCAUGCCCAAGGUCAGCGGCGAGCGACAACUGAAAUGGCUCCACAACGCGCUUUGGCUUUUGCGUGAGGGCGGCACUGUGGUCUUCUUUACGCGGGCGUUAUCGCCCGAUGAGGGAGAUCACGUGAUCCAGCGGCUCUUUCGGCGGGUGGAAGGCGUGUUUGACCUCAAGGUCUUGGCAGUGGAUGAGUUGGUGUCACGUUUGGUGCCCGGACUCUGUUGUGAGUCGACAGAUUGGGGUGCCUGGAUCAUGCCGGACAAGACGUCCUUUGGUCCCAUGUUCUUCAGUCGCUUGCAGCUGCUUCGGCGAAUGCACGUGGGCUGCGAAAGUCCCUCAAAGUUCAUGCAGUUCUGAGUUCACGCAGAAGAGCUGCAGUGUUUCACCUGCGAGAAGAGCUUUGCAGACCUGCAAUCACCCGACAGACAUUAAGGGACAGAGUUUGGUGGAUCGGUGCUGUCCAGCUGAAGUCGAGCCAAGACACCACACAUUUUGAAAGGUCGGGUGCCAUGAGUCCAAAGAGCACCCUUAGUUCGGUGCUUGAAGGACUCUAAGGUGUCCGAAAUCCACUGAAUUCGGCUCAAAACGCUUGCCCC